AUGGUUGCUCCUCUAACCAUCGCUGUGACCGGCACUGCGAUUAUCCCCAAACGAGCUGAACGCGCUCUUCUUGACGUCGAAAUAUCCGCUACUGGUUUCUCCCGCGCUUUCAUAUCUGCAGAAGUCCAACUCUCCUGCCGACGUCUGGAAGAUAUACUUCGCAAAAUAUCUCCUGCAAAUGAUAGCCAGCUUGCACGCGAGUCAGCCACGAUCGCGCACUGGUCAAUGACAUCUCUAAAGACGACAUCGCAUCUACCCACGGACCAAUACGGCACUGUCCUCAAGAACGCUCAAAGAGUAUAUUCGACCUCCGUCUCUUUCGACAUUCGGAUCAGAGACUUCAGCAAACUAGGCACAUUUGCAAGUCAAGUGUCGACGUUACCCUACACCUUGAUCCACAGUGUCAGAUGGGCAUUAACGAGCACUACAAGGCAAGCCUACGAAAGUAAGCUGCGUGCAAUGGCUGCCGAGGAUGCCCUUGAACGAGCAAAGGACUAUGCGAAAGCUCUUGGGCUUACAGCUGUAUGGCCGGUCGAGGUCAAGGAAGCACAAUGGGGCAGUCAUGAUCCUAAUGCUGUUAUGAAGGUCCAGGAGAAAGCAAUGGAUAUGCGUCGACCAGUGUCAGAUUCGGAUCCGGCAUUCGCGGAUCUAUUCUUCGAGCCAGAAGAGGUCACGAUGAGUUCGAGGAUUGACUGCAAAUUCGAAGCGGAGUAA
Molecule: messenger RNA, 714 nt
Organism: Aureobasidium pullulans EXF-150
Lineage: Eukaryota; Fungi; Ascomycota; Dothideomycetes; Dothideales; Saccotheciaceae
Exons: 1
Coding region: 1-714 (237 amino acids)
Biological process (GO): DNA damage response
Cellular component (GO): external side of plasma membrane
Source: RefSeq, a predicted model, not a curated record